UCGAGCCCCUUUUCCGCCUCUAGACAUGAGCGAGGGACGUGAUGGCGACGAGGAUGUCCUGGGGGAGUGCUGGAUUACCACGUGGGAGCAGCAGACCCUUCAGGAGCUGGAGGGAGAGCCAGACCACCAGGAACACCUACAGGGCGAGGCUGACGCUGCUGCAGAAAAGCUUUGGUCGCUUUUCCAAUCAGCGGCCCAGUGCGUGGCUGUCAUGUAUAAAGGUGCAGCGGACAGCCAGCACUCCAUGUGGGUCCCCUUCCAGACAGCGGCCGGCCACAUCACUGCUCUGUACAAAGAUGCAGUGGAGUGUGUGCGGCGGGGUGGCGAGGUGGGUAUGCAGGCCGGCUAUCAGAGGAGGACCCGUGAGGUGCUAAACUGGACCCGGCGUCGGAGGCACUUCCGUCGCGAGGAGCUGUUGGCAUUCCUGGCAGGCAAGACACCACCACACCGACCAGCACAUCUCAGAGGGUCACCCCGCACUCGCAUCACCCUGGAACGCAUGAGCCCCCGCCUGCCCAGCCCCCACCACCCCCACCACCACACCCACAACCCAGAGCCCGACCUCAGCACCUUCCGGGAAGCCCUCGGCAUACCUGGUCAGCCCGGCCUCACAGUGCGGCCAUCCUCCGUGGGGUCAACUGCCCUGUCGUCCCGCCGCCGCAGCUCAGCCCACCUGCCGGAGCUCCAGGCCUUCCUGAGCGACGAGUUUGCCCGAAACAAGCGGCCAGCCCCCUCCUCCUCCCCCACUCACGAUGUUACCAUGGACUCACCUCAGCACAAGCGUUCCCGUUAUACCUAAGAACCCUGUCUUAACGUAGCUCUGUUCUUUCAGCUUCGAUUAUUUUCCGUCUUCAUUUAGUGCGUGCAUGUGUGAAUGUGAGUAUGAGAGCGAGAGAAAGUAUAAUUUUGUGCCUAAGAUGAUGUAACUGCUGUUUCUUCCCCCUCGUUAUCCCUUUCGUUAUACUAUAAAUUUCAUGCUGUGUGUUACGAAUUCUUGAGUUAUCUUUAUGCUGCUCAUUUAUGGUUUUCCUGCUGCUGUGGGGAAAGAAAACUGUUCCCAGGAAGACAUGAAGUGAACACAUCUUUCCUGGGAAUGGAUUUCAUUUGCAGUGUGCAGGAUAAGCAUCACGUGAUGAAUAAACGUACGUUACCCAAGCAAAUGGUAGGCUGGCUUUACGUUUGGUGGCCGUUUGCUCAAGUCUGCAGAUAAUGCUGAACAGUCAUUAUUUUCAACAGUAGCGCAGGUGGCGGCAAGAUAAUUAAGUAUUAGGUGAGGUGCAGGUGGUGGGCAACCCAUCGCACACCUGGCACACAACACCUGCCUCUGCCUGUAAUGAAGUCUUCUAGAAAUGGAGUAUAGUAAAGAAGUAUUAAUUCCCCUUCCCUGCCAGAAUCUGAUGUUCCAACAGUUAAUACAUUUUGUGCCUGUCUGUAUGUAUCUGAGAACACUAUUUUUGUGGCUGCCUGUGAAUGUGUGUUGUUUUGGAGUGAAGGUGAGCCUUGCUUCUCUUAGGGAGCACAAAGUAUUGGAAUGAGUCAUUGGAUGAGGAGUGUUGGCCCAGCAAACUGUUUCUUCCAGUAUAUGUAUUGUACAUAAAUGUGUUUUGUUUUCAAGUAAUUUGAGCUUUACUCAUUUGUUGCAGCUUUGUUUACUCUAGAGCACACCUUGGGUGUUUAAACGUUGUUGCUUAUUUUCUUCCAGUUUAGCUAAACUAUUCUUUUUCAUUGGAAUUUUAUGUUUAUGAAAAUAAUCAGGCCAGAGAGUUUUGAGGUGUGCCUGGCUGGACAGUGGUGUGUACAAAGUUUUCUUUCCACUGAUCAGCGUGUUGAGCAUUGCGAGAGAGAUCUCGGUGAACACUGUUGAAGUUUGUCAAAUUUGAUAAUUUGUAGCAUGUUAAAGUAGUGUUGGCCCAACACCUCAUGUUUGUCAUUAACUCUAUUUUGGGGAUAGUAUUGGAUGAAUGGAUAACAUUAUGAAAAGGUUGAAAAGAUUGGCUUUAAUUAAUUCAGCUUUCCCCUUGUGGCAUAAUACAGAUGAAAAAUUAAUAUUAAGGGAGAUGGAGAAACAAUGCAAAGAGCAUGAUUCAGUGUUGACACUGGAGAUUGCUGAAGCCUUCUUAAGAGGUGGAGAAGCUGAGUAAUUUUAUCCUGGAGAGCCAGGUGUGCACUUCUCUGGGGAAACAAAAGUUUUCGGCUCAAACUGGUGUGGUAUGCUGCCACUGAGGUGAGGCAGUGUGAUGAGUUGUGACGUAAUGCAAGUGGUGAGGCGUGAGUGGUGAUGAGGAGAGAGAGUGAGUGUGUGUCCCUCCCCCGGUGUGUGUCUUGUGUUACUUGAGUGCACGGAUGACUUCACGUGUGAGUAAUGUCUAAUUUUAUGUUCAAGUUUGGUUCAUAAUUUGUUACACAACUGUGUGAAAUUAAAAAUUUCCCUCAUAAUCUGAUUUCUUUAAUGCUUUAGAAAGUUGUCAGAUUUUUUUAGUCAUCGUAACUGCCAGUGUGAGGCAGGAACCUCAUGUCUCCUUCAGCUUUAUAAGGAUCUGUUUACAUCCUCACUGCUCUUCAUGGUGAACGGUGAACACGACGAAUGCUUUUUGUACUUUAGGUUCAAGUGUGCGAAUGAGUGUGUGUGCCUGCGUGCAUUUAGCAAUUUUUUUAUUAUUUUUUAUUAUGAAUUAGUCAUUACUGGCCCUGUGGUAAUUUUAGUGAACAUUAUAAUAAUAAUCGUGGUAGUUCCCCAAGGGAUGACUGCAAUAUUUCAUCUCAAAGACAAUACCUGACUGUCACUAUAGCCAAUGCACCCACCUCUCAGGCGUUCCGUGGUGCUCCAGUUACCCCUAAGUUUAAACAAGUUAUGCUCCACUUUGUCAAGGCUCUCGGCCACCUCCCACCAUUACACAGCUGACUGGAUGACCCAAGGUUGUGCAAGGAAAGAUCAUAACUAGCACUGCAGAAGUGUUCAAUAUUAUUAUUUUUUAUGUCAUCAUUAUUGGUAUUUUCCUUCCUUGCUCUGCCUAUGGAAGUGACGGUUUAUGAUCCUUUGUUUUCUCCUUUGGCUGUAUGUGUUUUGUCAUCUUCCUGGGGCUUGACCUUUCUCCAUCUUGCAUGUGUAGGGAGUGGGAAAAUUAUUAUUAUUAUUUUUAUUAUCAUUAUUAUUAUUACUAUUGUCAUUAUCAUCAUUAUUGUUGUUAUUAUUAUUAUUAUUAUUAUUAUUAUUAAUAAUUAGAAUUGACAAUACAGGAAAAGAAGCCACCCUGUAAAAAUAAAUAUUCUGUUUAGGAAUGUCAUUCAAAUUGUAUACUGAAUUUGACUGAGUUGUUUAUGGUUAAUUAAUUAUAAUGAGUAUUUUCAUUUCUAAUUCUCUUCACAUAAAAGAUAGAGCCUCACUUUGAUAAUUAUUUUCUAUUCAGGAACUCGGACUUCAAGUUAUACAUAAUUUUUUUCAACAAUGUUAAAUGGAUCACAACGACUGAGGUUACUUCUAUGUUGUGUGAAAGGCUGCCCGGCUGCCCUUGAGACUGAGAUGACCCCAAAAAAGUGGUAAUGAUGCAAUGCUAUUGUUUCAUUCAAGAUGAGUUUUCUAACACUUGUUACUCCUGUCAGGUUACCUAUUAAUGACAAAAACACAAGAUACAAAAAUCAUUUAGGAUCAGUAGUGCAGGUGUCACUGAAAACCGGAGGCAGAGGAAGGGUAUCGAGGGAAGUAUCGUGUGGAGGGAAGAGAAACCUGUCGGAGGAGAGACAGCAUAGCAUGAAGGGGCGAGAGUCUGGAGGGAGGAGAGACGGAACUAGGGAUUCCAGGAGGCUCUACAGUUUUUGCUAAGAAAUAUAUAUAUUGCUAUUUUUAUAUUACGGUGGCAUUGGUAUUACUACAUGAUUAUACCUGUAAGUAUUGAAAUAGCAAUUACUGCCGGAUGAGUGUAGAGGUUCUGUGUACAUAACCAAAAUUGUUGAUGUGUGAAGAAUUGAAACUCAGUGCUUGUGGGGAAUUUACUUAAACUGCUGAGAGAAGGUCUGUCAAGCCUCUCGUGCCGAACACAAUUUCACUACCCCUCCCUUUUUAUUUUUUAUUUUUGCCAUAAAGUUUAGACUAAGCAACACGAUACCUCUUAUAUGUGUAUAUGUAUGUAUAUGGAUUUAGGUAUAUACAUAUAUAUGCUCAUAUAUUAUGCUCUGUAUGAUAAUGUAAUUACUUAGUAAGAUGUUCAUUGACAAUUUUACUACAUAACCUGCCCUCAACUCUACAUGACUGUAAUACAUACACACACGAAGUGUCAUACACUGCAAUGUUGCUCAUACAUGCUGUUUCCACCGCUCUGGAGAGGCGCAGUGAGGCGCGGCGGCGGCCUCUUCACUGCUUGUCUGUCUGUCUCUGCGUCUGUCUGUCCCACCACCCGGCGGGGGAGGACGGCCCCCGCCCCUCCACCCGAGGACUCCGCGCCGCAGAUCCCCCGCCAGCCAGGAGGGGCGCCCCGGAGCAAUGCAGAACUAUGUAUCUCUUACAAAACUGAAUAAAAAGUGCAACAUAUACA
Molecule: messenger RNA, 4529 nt
Organism: Eriocheir sinensis (Chinese mitten crab)
Lineage: Eukaryota; Metazoa; Arthropoda; Malacostraca; Decapoda; Varunidae
Product: telomere attrition and p53 response 1 protein-like
Exons: 5
Coding region: 26-799 (257 amino acids)
Source: RefSeq, a predicted model, not a curated record